Molecule: messenger RNA, 14968 nt
Organism: Coregonus sp. 'balchen'
Lineage: Eukaryota; Metazoa; Chordata; Actinopteri; Salmoniformes; Salmonidae
Source: the annotation of a GenBank genome assembly
GCGUAGGAUGUUACUAGCGUCGGCCGUGGUGGUAUGGGAAUGGCUGAACGAGCACGGGCGCUGGCGGCCUUACAGCCCGGCCGUCUCUCACCACAUCGAGGCAGUCAUCCGCAACGACCCAAGGGGUGGUAGUGUUGUCUUAGGCCAGGUGGACACUCGCCUCUCGCCCUACAUCAUUGACUUGCAUUCCAUGCACCAGUUCCGACAAGAUACAGGUAAGAUUAAUGUGAUUGAUGACCAUGACAAAUGUGUAUUGAGGGAAUGUGAAUAUAGGCCCUAUGCUAUUACAGUGUUAUUACCGCAGUGAAACCGAUGAUGUAGCAUAGGCCUACAACAUAUCACUGCAAUAGCCUGCACUAUCCAGUUACCGCAUAGAACCAAAAUAAUAUGGUUUAAUAAACGCCUUUAUGUUCUUGUUUGAUAGGCUACCACAUCUUAUGCAGACUAGCCUAUGUGUGCAUGUACAAUUGUGGACUGUUGUUGUUCACAGAUAUUUUUCAAGGUCUUGUUUGUUAACUGCCUCCAUUAUCCCAAACAAAGAGCUUAUUUUAUGUUUUUCUCAUGAUCAUGUGUUUUGAAUUUCACAAGAUUCUUUCAGCAUCAUCACUGUUAUCAUUUUUCGAUUUUGGAUCUGCAUAACAUGGGGUAGGGGCGGAAGUGUAGCCUAUAUAUAUAUAUAUAUAUAUAUAUAUAUAUAUAUAUGAGAUAGAGAGAGGAAGUCAAAUUGGAGGGGGACGAGAACCCUAAGUAUCCUGCAUCACUUCCUUGUUGCUAGUAGCUGAUUUUGUGCCCCCUCUCUCAGCCUCUUGCAAGUGUGGUCCGCAAAGGCUUGGGAUAUGCACUCUUAGAAAAAGAGGUGCUAUCUAGAACCUAAAAGGGUUCUUCGGCUGUCCCCAUAAGAAAAUACCAACAAAAUAAAUACAAAAUUGUCAAGAUCCUUAAAAGUGCUGAGAAUGUUCCAAAGCCAAGCAACUAUCCUGCACCAUUCCCAGAAAGUUGUGGGAAAGUUGUAUGCAAAAUAAUCAUAGGACAACCACACUCUCACCAAACUCUAAGAAACAUAUGGUUCUCAGAACAUUAUGUGCUAGCUGGGCAGUGACUCACUGCUGAGUAUUGCCACACUGUACACUCACAGCCUUUGAGGUAGUGAGCACAGAAGACGAACCACCUUCCAGUCUUACUGUAUGUAUUCAAUAUACGGUAGACUCCAGAGGCCGUAUGUAUCAAGUGUCCCAGUAUAAGAGUGCUGAUUUAGGAUCAGUUUUCCUUUUAGAUCACAAUAAAAAAAAGAUUGCAUGGACAGGGGGGACCUGAUCCUAGAUCAGCACCCCUACUCUGAGACGCUUGAUACAUAUGGCCCCUGAUAAGUGAAAACUGUUUGAGCACGCUUAAGCGCAGUUUUCCAGGCCCAAUUCAGUUGCUUUCCAGAUAUUUCCAUAUAUUUAUUUUCCGAUACCAGCAUGCUCCAGUGUAGUGCAUGAUGUCAUGGCACACUCUUAGAAAAAUGGGUUCCAAAAGGGUUCUUUGGAUGUCCCCAUAGGGUAACCCUUUUGGGUUCCAUGUAAAACCCUUUCCACAGAGGGUUCUACAUUUGCCGGUCAGGAAACGUAUGGCUUCGUUCCCACAACCAAUGUGAAACCAAAAACAUACAUGCCCACAACUUCCAAGGUACCAAAUGUGCUAGCUGGGUGGUUGUAGUGUGUGAGUGGACAUCUACAGUAUAUGUAGGGCACAGUUAUGGAUGAGCUGUUCUCAUUAUGAGUUAUUAUGCAAAACAUGAUCAUGAAUAAAGAUGAGAAGGUUGAGGGGAAAUUGGCAUCGAUUUUAGUUUGUUCCCCCUUUGAUCUCAAGAACAUUGUUUUUGGCGUUAUUCCGCAUUGAUCAGUAAGUAGAACAUCAAAUAAUUUGUGUUUUGGUGGAAGCAGAGGGUAGCCUACACACUACUUUAUCUCACACUCUUUCAUGACACAUACCCAAAUCAUGCAUACAAAUGCCUGCAAUCCUGGAUUUGGUUCACAUUCACAGUGCAACUGCAAAUCUCACAUGCUUUCUCGUGAGCAGCAAAUAUCCAAAUUAGAACUACUGUAUUUACUCUCACCUAUGACUGGCUAUCUGAAUAGAGAGAAUGUAGGUGAAAUGCUAUCUUAACCCUACUUCACCCCAAAACUCUCCCUUAUGUGCUUCUUAUUAAGGCUGUUAGUGCUAUUCUGUAGCAUGGUACUGAUUGUAUCCAGCCCUCCAGACAGAGAGACGUCUUCACACAAUGAAGUGAGGAAAGUAUGCGACAACACAAAGGGAAGAAUUGUCAGACGCCUUAACUUUGACUCUGCCACCCUCCUCUACACUUUGGCUGACAAAAACUUUGGUGCAGUCUGAGUGCUUCCCAGACCGGGAUAGCUGUGGGGAGAGAGGGGGUAGGGUGCCCCAGUCCCAAAACCAGAGGGAGGGAAAUGAGAAGGAGGGGGUGAGAUGAAUUGCAGAAGUCUGAGGUCAUUGAGAGAAAAGGGGGUAGUUGGGUUGAGUUCAGAUACGAUGAAAGAAUUACUCUGUUGUAUUCCAGGCAAUGUUGUGUGUAUUACAAAUGUCUAUUACAGACAAGACUAAGUAUAUUCAUGUAUGUUUUUCAAGUAUAUUUUACAUGCAAACCUUAUUGUUUUGAACAGAAAACGGUGUUUCUAGAUACAUUUAUAUUGGGUUAUGUCAUUUUAUUUGAAGCUUUAUUUUUCUAUUCCAGCUUGGCUUCUCAAGCACUCUCUGGAUUUAUUCUCUCAAAACGUGUUCUUCGUUAAAACAAGCAACCGUCAUUCAUUGUCUGCCAGUCAUGCUCACUUUAAUAAGACUUUUUGGGAGUAUAAAUGAGUUAAACCCAGGAUUAGAAAUUAGUUGAAUCCCAGGUAAUAGGAGGACAGUUGAUAUGGACUGGGCUUUAUUGAAAACCCAGGAUUAGAAAUUCGUUGAAUCCCAGGUAAUAGGAGGACAGUUGAUAUGGACUUUAUUGAACAUUCGUGGAUUUAAGUCUCUGGACUGGGAAAGCAAACAUGACCAGCUCUGAGCCCGACCAAGGCCAGCAACCAAUCACAAUCCAGAACAGGGUGUGCUGUUACCAGGGGCAACCUGUUAGCCUGUUUGCCCAAAUUCCUAGCGAACACACACCCGAUUUGUCAAAUUUGGUGGUGGUGUAAUCUGCUUGUCUACAACAAUUAUUACAGCAGGGCCUAGAGAACAUUUAGCUCAUCUGCACUCUUAGAAAAAAGUGUUCCAAAAGGGUUCUGUGGCUUUCCCCAUAGGAUAACACUUUUUGGUUCCAGGUAGAACACUUUUUGGUUCCAGGUAGAAAUAACCCUUUUUGGUUCCAGGUAAAAAAUAACCCUUUUUGGUUCCAGGUAGAAAGAACCCUUUUUGGUUCCAGGUAGAACCCUCUGUGGAAAGGGUUCUACAUGGAACCCAAAAGGGUUCUAUCUGUAACCAAAAGGGGUUCUCCUAUGGGGACAGCUGAAUAACCCUUUUUGGUUCUAGAUGGCACCUUUUCUGUUGGUCUCAGUCAACCAAGCCUAAUUAAAAAACAUACCUUUUUAUUCAUGCUUUAGUUUUCUUUCACUUGAACAGGUCAUAUCAAUAGUCAUUUGUGUCAAUAUAUGUAUAUUACUGAACUGUGCUACAAAUGUCAUCAGUGUUGUGAACAAAUGUGGUUAGUUGAAAGGUCUUCUGGAACAGGUCCUUCUUGUGUUCCCCUCUCUGUAGUUCUGUGGCGUGACCCUCGUCUCUCUACCGUUACCCCAGGUACCCUCCGACCGGUGCGUCGCAGCUUCUACGACCCCACGUCGGCACCGGGCCAGGGCUGGCUGUGGGAGUGGGAGAACGACACAGGCUCGUGGACGGCCUACGACACUGAGGUGGGCAUCGCCAUCCAGGCGGCACGCGACCGUCAGCAGCCCUGGCUGGACCUGGCGCCACUGGGCUUCUGCUACCUCAUCGACUUCCAGAGCAUGACCCAGAUCAACGGGCAGACGCAGCGCUGCCGCCGCAUCCAGCGCCGCUCCGACCUGGCCUACCCUCUGGUGUCGGGGCCCCUUCCCAAGUCACACCAUGCCUGGGGGCCCGGCCCUGGAGGACUGCUGGGGGUGGGGGUUUCCGGAGUGGGCAUGGGGAAUGGGAACGGUAGCGCCUACCCCAGCGGCGCCCUGCCGGCCUCCGCCAUCACAUCGCUGGGCCAGCCCUGCGCCUGUCAGCAAUGCAUGCUGGUCCUGAGCAUCAAGGCAGGCACCAUUGCGACGGCUCACACCCUGGGCAGGAGGCCACCUCAGAACAAGCCACCCAGCCCCAAACUAGGGGGUGGUUACUCGGCCAUGGGGGGGUCGUACUCGCUGACUCUCCCCCGCCCCCCCUCCUCCAUGGCCAGGUCCUUGUCCCCCCACAGGACGUCAGCGGGUGGGGCUAGUGGUGGUGUGGGGGUCGGUGGGGGCGGCGGCUUUGCCCACUCGCUCUCCCUCCUGGGUUCGGCCACCGCCGCACUCUCCCUCACCUCCACCCGGCCCCCUCCCCCGCCUCUACCCCCCCUUCCGCCUCCGCCCUCCUCCCUCGCUUCCAGUGCCAUUCUUCCCCCCUCCUCUUCCUUCUCCAUGGCGUCCUCCGCCCUUCCGUCGAUGCCCGCGCCGGCCCCUCCUCUUCUCAUCUCCACGGCAGCCUCCUCCUGCACCCCCUCGCCCUCCGCCCGUGUCCUGGGGCCUGUGUCUUCAGCAGCGGCGGCCUAUGCAGCCCCCCUGCCACCUCGUGCCAGCCUGGCCGGGCUGAGCCGACCCGCCCUGCAGCGCAUCGCCAUGGCCCAGUCCAGAGCCCUCAUCGCCUCCGGGUGAGUCACUCUUCCAGCUGUUGUUAUGUCACUACAGUUCACAAAAAUUACACAUCUGUGUAUCUCUUUAUGAAGUAUUUCUGUCUAUCGCUAUCCCUAUGCCACAACAAAGCACACUCAAUAUAACGCACGUCUAGUGAUUUUGAAAGGUAUUUGUGCUGUGAGUGACCCCCCCCCCCAAAAGCUUUUAGAAUUGUCUGUCUACUUUUACAGUCCAGUCUCUUGCCAUAACCCAAAACAAGUAAGUUGUGACCACCCAAACAUUGAUCUAUACGACCUGCAAAAUGGACAAGAAGAUGGAUGGACUAUGAGCCCUGUUUAUGUUGUUAAUACAUAGUUAUGUAUCUUCUGAGAAUCUCCAUUGAACAUACAGUACCAGUCAAAUGUUUGGACACGCAUACUCAUUCCAGGGUUUUUCUUUAUUUGUACUAUUUUCUACAUUGUAGAAUAAUAGUGAAGACAUCAAAACUAUGAAAUAACACAUAUGGAAUCAUGUAGUAACCAAAAAAGGGUUAAACAAAUCAAAAUAUAUUUGAGAUUUGAGAUUCUUCAAAGUAGCCACCCUUUGCCUUGAUGACAGCUUUGCACACUCUUGGCAUUCUCUCAACCAGCUUUAUGAGGUAGUCACCUGGAAUGCAUUUCAAUUAACAGGUGUGCCUUGUUAAAAGUUUAAUUUGUGGAAUUUCUUUCCUUCUUAAUGCGUUUUGAGCCAAUCAGUUGUGUUGUGACAAGGUAGGGGGUAUACAGAAGAUCGCCCUAUUUGGUAAAAGACCAAGUCCAUAUUAUGGCAAGAACAGCUCAAAUAAGCAAAGAGAAACGACAGUCAAUACGGAAAAUUUCUUGAAGAACCAUCAAGCGCUAUGAUGAAACUGGCUCUCAUGAGGACCGCCACAGGAAUGGAAGACCCAGAGUUACCUCUGCUGCAGAGGAUAAGUUUGUUAGAGUUACCAGCCUCAGAAAUUGCAGGCCAAAUAAAUGCUUCACAGAGUUGAAGUCACAGACACAUCUCAACAUCAACUGUUCAGAGGGGACUGUGUGAAUCAGGCCUUCAUGGUUGAAUUGCUGCAAAGAAACCACUACUAAAGGACACCAAUAAGAAGAAGAGACCUGCUUGGGCAAAGAAACACAAGCAAUGGACAUUAGACCGGUGGAAAUUUGUCCUUUGGUCUGGAGUCCAAAUUUGAGAUUUUUGGUUCCAACCGCCGUGUCUUUGUGAGACGCGGUGUGGGUGAACGGAUGAUCUCUGCAUGUGUAGUUCCCACCAUAAAGCAUGGAGGAGGAGGAGGAGGUGUUAUGGUGUGGGGGUGCUUUGCUGGUGACACUGUCUGUGAUUUAGAAUUCAAGGCACACUUAACCAGCAUGGCUACCACAGCAUUCUGCAGCGAUACACCAUCCCAUCUGGUUUGGGCUUAGUGGGACUAUCAUUUGUUUUUCAACAGGACAAUGACCCAACACACCAGCCUGUGUAAGGGCUAUUUGACCAAGAAGGAAAGUGAUGGAGUGCUGCAUCAGAUUAUGUGCUCAGCAUAUGUGAGAACUCCUUCAAGACUGUUGGAAAAGCAUUCCAGGUGAAGCUGGUUGAGAGAAUGCCAAGAGUGUGCAAAGCUGUCAUCAAGGCAAAGGGUGGCUAUUUGAUUAAUCUCAUAUAUAUUUUGAUUUGUUUAACACUUUUUGGGUUACUACAUGAUUCCAUAUGUGUUAUUUCAUAGUUUUGAUUUCUUCACUAUUAUUCAACAAUGUAGAAAAUAGUACAAAUAAAGAAAAACCCUUGAAUGAGUUGGUUUGUCCAAACUUUUGGCUGGUACUGGACAGUUUUCUUUCUGAAGACAAGGGAAUUUCAGUGUUGAGAAAGAGAUUUAGUGAUGUUAUGAAGCCUAUGCAAUGGGUAAUCCCACCACAAAAACACGGUGGACUACACCCGACAUAGGGACGUGUCUCUCGCAGAUAAACACGACACAAGGUAUGAAAAACAAGGAUACACAAGGAAUUUAAACAUUUUGAUCUGAAGCGUUUCCACUGGCGUAGACAUUCCUCCAUAAUCACUCCCCAUAUCUGACAUAAACACCCCAUUAGCAUUCAUAAACCUUUAAUCCUUAUGACAAAUUCUGUCAGCCUGUUCAUUUCUAUGUGAAAUUCCAUAACGCAUUCAUAUCAAAUACGCCGCAUUUUCACGAGUGCCACUCAGAUUUGAUUCACCCAGUUUGAGAGUCAGGAGGGUGGAUGGGGAUGGGGGUGGGGGUGGGGGGCUUGGGGUCAGCAUAGUACUCUUAGAACAUGUAUAGAUUGACCCCCCCCAGUACUCUCAUGACAUGCUUAGUACUACUGUCGUAAUACUGACAUCUUGCCUACACACUCAGUUCCCAGGCCUAUUCUCAUUCCUAGAGGCCCCUCUGCCCCCGCUAGUGUGUGUGUCAGGGUGCGGUCUCCGUGGCAACCAUUGUGGGCACAGCCGAGGCCUGGUUCCCAUUUCCAAAACAAUGCUGGGGCAUGGACAGAGGCGGGGGGCUCUCAGGGCUGGGGGUAUGAGGGGAACUCAACGCUAUAGUGACUGCUGUCCCAUUUGUUACCCUGAGAAGCCGAAGCUGCGUGACUAUGUCCUAUGGGACUGUUUGUUGGGGAGUUGGCCCUGAGAAUGAAUGUGACAUUGAUAUGGGGGUGGGACUGGGGGUGAUUUGGAGACAUGAGACUUGUUGACAGGGGAAGUUUGGUUGAGGAGGGAUUGGGAAGGGGGAAGAGGGGAUGGAGGUUGUUAGAGGCAGACGUCUCCAGUCUUGUAGACACAAAGCAGCGUCUCAGUUUGAGAUGUGUGCCCAGUGCCUGGGGGACUCGGUUUAGACAACUACCAUAUUGAUUUCACCAACCCUAUCCUUUCAGAGGGGCCAUUGAGAAGUGUCUAGGGUUAGGGACUUGGGGUGAUGCCAUUCUGAGCCACUACCCAAGCACUUGUGUAGAUCGGAAAGGAUAGGAGAGAUGGGUUUAAGAAAUAUGAUAAUAGCGCCAUAUCUCCUGUCUAAUGUUUUCACAUCUGUGCAUAGGGGGGAUUGGGUGCAAGAGACUGUGUGGAAUGGGGUCCUGGCAAAGGACAACAGAGGUAGAGUUUUUAAAGCAAUGUAGCAGUUACUUAGGUAAUCCACACAUGCAUAUAGAUGAGUUGCCACUUGAGGAUAUGCUCGCAGGGCGAGUAUCAAUAUUGACAUAGUUACUGGCUCUGUGUGAGUAAUGUGUUAUUGUGUGAAUAGUGAAUGAGUCUAGCAAUGAUCUCCUCUUAACACUAGAGGGCAUUGUUCUCCAAGUGACCAACUCACUGUGAAGAGUUAAGGACUUGUUGCCUGUCUACCCAAACGCCUUGCUCCGGCCAAACACUACGCCACGCCCACGGACGUUAGUUUCUUCUCUGCAAUGAAUCCGGAUCAGAGUACCUCCCUGACGAUUUCUAGAAUAUAAAUACAUUCUAGACCGUCUGAUUUGUCCCAGAAACCGAUGGGUUGGGCCAGAGACAGAACACACAUGGGUAAAGCAGCGUUUUGAAAGUUUGUCAUUGGCUUUGAUACUCUGGUUAAAGAUGAUCCAAUCGCUGAUGACUUUGCUGGUAUCAGAGAUGUAUUCGUGGAGGGUCAGCUAUUUGUGGACGACUAGCUUGUUUGGGGACAGGAAUCGCUGAUAACUUGCUUAUUAAUUACUUUUCAAUGAUAAUUUUUGGUCAAGUGAUACAGUUUUAGUUUUAGGCCUAUUUUGUGGCUUCCAGAAGAAUUCACUUGAAGAAAUUAUCUUCGAUUGUUUCUCUCGGUUUCGUUUGUCUCAGAAGUUCAAUCAAGUUUUAGUAGGGCCAAAUCCUAACUUGAGUUGUACGUGCUAAGCUGUAACCCAGUCAUGCAUUGAUGUCAAUUGAAGAUUUACAUGAAAACUCGACCUCAUGGGCUCUUACAUUAGGAUUUGGGCGAAAACCCGUAAAACAGCAAACUGGGGUGACAGUGGCAAGGAAAACUUCUUAGGUAGGAAGACACUUUGUAGAUGUACUCCCAGUGCAAAACUUUUGGUGAGGAGGAAGAUUGAAUCAACUUCCCUAUCAGUUGAAUAAGAUGUCAAUGUGAAACACUACACCUCCAUUGUUAGGAUAUAAAGUGACGGUUCACCAAAAAUCUGAAUUUAUAAAAUGUUUCACUUACCUAGACCGUUGUCGACCGAGCAAGAUAGUUUUAAAGUGCAUAUUUGGUAUUUAGUUGCCUAGUAUUAGCUUCCCAGAGGAGAACUAAGAGCCUUAUCAAUGGGGGGCAGUAGGACUACUUCGUAUGCUCUAAAAAGCCCCAAAAUGUAGCUCAAGUAACUCCAAAGCAACCUGAAAGAUUUUUUGUGAACCAAGCAUCCAUAUAAACUGUGUGGCAUCCCCAUAAAACUUCAAUAACCCGGUGAGAGCGCUUAGUGUCGUGCUGAAGGGUGGAGGAGCGACGUCACAGACCGACGUCUUCCUCCUGUCCUCUCCUCCCCUUGCUCCUUCUGUUUUGCUUUAGUGUAAUCGCCAUUUACCACAACCCCUGCAUUUAAAUGAUCCCCAUUCACUCCCAGAAAGUUUGUAUUCAUGAGUGUAUAACUGUCAUCUGUGAAUGUAAAAUUGUUGGGUUUCCAGAUAUCAUGCCAACUAAUCAGGGGGUUGAAUUAGUAUUUUGUUGCCAGUGCAUACUCCUCAAAAAAUGGGGGCAUUCUCUGCCACAUUAUUUGAGUAUUCAUGUUAUUGUUUAGAAUUAUGUUGUUAUUUUAUAUAUAUUUUAUACAUGUUAUUUUAUUAUGAUUUUAAUUAUUCAUAUUAUAAAUAAUUUAGCCGACGAACGUACCCAGAGUAACAUAUAAUAAGUGCAUUCACCUAAGGAAUGUGCCAUAACCACAUAACCCAAGAAUUUCUAGUAAUGCACAGCAGACAAACCACUUUAGACUAGGACACUGACCCACAGUCCAAAGCCAUACUCCCUCCACUGACCCACAGUCCAAAGCCAUACUCCCUCCACUGACCCACAGUCCAAAGCCAUACUCCCUCCACUGACCCACACACCCUCCACUGACCCACACAGUUACCAUGCCAGGUUCACUGACACACAAAGAGGGGUGAAAGGGGGGUCGAACAGGUGUGUAAAGGAAAAAAAUAAACACCUGUGUAACGUCAUUGCUUAAUCUCUAACGUUGACCACCUCAUGGAGCAGAAGAUUCACAUAAACCAGCUGUCGCUUUCCUCAAAAAUAGAGUUAAGAAACCUCAGCGCCACAAUAAAAAUAAAAAAUAAAAAGUGGGUAUUCUUAUAUAAUUCCAUUUCAAUCUUCAAUUGGCUCUGCUACAAUGGACUUGACCCCCACCCUCCCCUUUAUAAGCUCAUCCAAACAUACACUUUUAUUACGUAGGAGAAACAUAUUGGACUAGUUUCCAGGACAGAUUCCCCAAUCUCCAUUCAAAGUUCUUCCAGGACUAGGUUUAAUCUGUGUCCAGGAAAACCGGCCCAAUACGUUGAAUUGAUUAAUUAAUUCAGCCUCACUCAACACUUCAUAACAUAGUUGUAAACUCUGUUCAUGUUUGUUUGGAAGACAUGAAGUGAGUGGGUGGGACGAUGACCAAUGAGUGAAUUUUAUUUUCCUGGGCAUGGUCAACCACGUCAAGAGAUUAACCGAUGAUGUUACAGGGUCAAACCCCUUCUCCCCGUCACGUGUGUGUGUGUGUGUUUGCAUCAGUGGUCCAGGCACAGUGGUCCUGGUACUUUGUGUUUGUAUUGCCAGGUAUCUGUGAACCAGACAAAGUUGCUUUAGGAUCUGACCCACAACAUGUGAUUUUAGAGCUUGUAGGUUUGUAUGUUUCCUAUGGUUGUGUGUGACUAUUCAUGUCCUAUAACACCAUAGCAGCCUCUUGAAUGAUCCAGCCUUUCUCUGUGGAUCAGCUGGAAAGUGCACUAAAGCUUCUAGAUUAGCCAGGGAUCAAACAAACGUGACUAAACCGCAUAGUUAACUCCGAAGUCCUCCCCACUUUUUUGCUCUCCCUCCCCCCUUCUUCACUCUUUUCCUCUCUCCUCCACCCUCCAUCCUUCCGUAUCGCACACCUUUCCAAUGUAUUUAUGCCGUCUUCUCCAGUUCACAAGGUUUUCAUUCGUCAACAUGUCAACAUCUUCAUAUCUGUGAGAGAACACUGGGCUAGAGCACCCAGGCAGUCACUUGUUUACCACACAUAAGGCUGGUGACCCAAUGAACUGCAUGCUGUUUCUUUAACAGUGAGCCAAGUUAGGGAUGCCACCAGCCACGUCCUGCGGUGGAACAGGGUUCAUUUUGGGGUUUAGCCUUGGUUGGUUACUUGGGAUAAAGUUCAAAGCGCUAUGGUCUACAAUUUGAAUUGAGUGUUUGGAAAGUGUAAGGUUGAAAGACAACGUUGGUCCCGCUUUAUUUGGAUAGUCCCCUACAGAUGCUCAAAUGAUCAAACAACUAUUGUCAUAAAAUGAAUUAGAAAUGAACUACAACUGUUGGCAUAUAAUAGUUAGUUUACUAUCCUCAGCCACUCAAGCUUUCAAAUGUGUUGUAAUAUGUUGCAGCUGAUAAACUUGAUAAAUGAAACCAAUUGUACUUACUGAACAUCUAUACUAGAUCAUCUGUAGGGGUAAGGGGCUUUCCAAAUAAAGUGUUACCAAAAUGUUCAAAGAGGGACUGGUAUAACUGAUCUGAAAUGUGCAGAUGAGGCAUACCUCUGUUGGGGAAUAGACCUUGGGAACCGAUGAAUGGUAUGACAGCACGCUAUACUCAACGAAUGAUCCACAGUUGUUCAGUGCUGUGUUGUCUUCAACAACAGAAAGCUGCUAAUAAAUAUCCAAGUUGGUGAUGGGCUAACAGUAUUUUUCAGUACCUAUUUGAAAGAAUGUGCAUAAUGUGGAUGAAUCAUUGGACUAAAUGUAUUCUCUAGAACAUUCCCAUGUUAGGUAUUAUGUGUGCGGGGUUAAACGUCACAAGUAAUAUUCUCUACCUAAGUACUUUCAGUUAAUCACCCAAUACCAAUCCCCGCCUCUGCUUUACGUCAUGGACUAGGACUAUGCCUCAGUGGAAACCCACAGCAUUCCCUCACAGCGUCUAGGCCUAGAGGGCUAGAGGGGGGUGACCCCAGCUAAUGCCGUUACUCCAGUAUGCGCUGGUGUCUAUCUGCCGUAUGGCAGCCUUGCACUGUGACGUGCUAAUUGACAGGUAAUCUCGGUGUGGUGACGUCAACAGAUGGAAACAGGUGGAUUAUCCCUAUUAGAGCCAGAGGAAUAUGAGACAUUCAUACACCUACUGACUGACUGAGAGAGGAGAGGGAGGCUGGAGCAGGGAGAUACAGCGUAUCUGAGGAUAUACAUACUCAACAAGGAUUUAUUCUUGAGAUUUGGAAAGGAGAAGGAAGAGAGGAUUGAGAAAGAUUAAAGUUUGGAGAAGCGAUAGUGAAAAGCGUCUUUGGGAUACGAUUUUAAUUGGUACCUGAGGGGUUUGCAGAUUCAGCUGGGAAAUAAACCCCACAAUCAAAGUCAAGAUGACAAUAAUCAAAUUCAACACAGAGUGAGUACGGUUUUUGUUUGGAUCAUAUUGUGAAUAAUGUAGAGGCUCAUGACAAAUGCUUACAAUGAUACAGCACUCUUUCUUUCAGUUGUCUGACAGUGGGACUAUGUUGGAUGUGAAUAACUUUAGUAUAGAGAAGACUGUAGGGAAUUAUGAGUUAUUUCAAUGCUGGCUGUUGAAUUCUGUUUCAAUUCCUGUCAGUUAUAUUGGGCAUGGAAUUGUUCUAUCGGAGUGGUAUUCCAUUCCUGAGUUGAUCGGAAUUAAGAUGAAAUUGACCAACUGGCUAACAAAUAUUCUGAAGUUUAACAACCUAUGCACUCAUGAUUUUCUCAAAGCAGUGUUGGCUCAAGGGUUGUUGUCUUCAGUCAGGGGCGCAACUUUCACUGGGGACGGGGGGACAUGUCCCCCCCACAUUCUGAAAUUGCAUUUUUGUCCCUCCCCAGUUUUAUCAUUGGAAUGUGAUACAAAAUGAGGCAACGGUGUGCUUUAGGACCAUGCGGACGCCUCCGAGAGGUCGGGUAGACUGUUUGCAGUGUUUAUCCGACUGGCAAAAAAUAAAAUAAUAAUGUCCCCCCCACUUCUAAAACCAUGGCUCAGACAACUAGGGGAGUCCUGGAUGGCACAGCGACCUGUCAACAUGGUGCUAUACUGAACAAAUAAAAACUAUACAAAAAUUAGUGCUAUACUGGUCUGUGUGUCACUUAGCCCUCAUGUCUACAACGUGACUCAGCAAAAGCUCUUUGACCCGCUAACAUGGUGUGACCCUUGACACAGAAAACACCAGACACUGUGGUCAUUGGUCACCUGUGCUUUUGCCACCUGAAGUUUACCUAUGACACACAUAUGAUGUGAUUGUGUGGUGUGUUUGUGUUUGCUAGGUGUGUGUGUUCUGAAGUGUGUUUUUUAUGUUUCAGUGUACCAACGGUUCCUGUGAAGAACCUCAAUGGAUCUAGCCCUGUCCACCCUGCAUUGGCAGGUAACAACAACCAUUAAGUCUUACUAUCAAAACAAGAAGCUUGAAGCUGCUGGGAAGCAAUGUUUCCUAGUUGAGCUAUUAGGGAACUUUGUACCAGUGUCUGAAGCCAUUUUCACUCUCCAUUUACUAGGCCUAUUUUGAUCAAUUAGCCAUCAACAUCACUUUAUCUAAUAAUGAAAGACAGUGUUACAGAGAAUCAGGCUUAAUUUGUUAAUUAAUGUGACCCAUAUAUGGAGAAUGAGUGUAGUUUAUGAUGGGCCAGUGUCUACCUGUGUUAAGCUCAAUAGACAGUGAUGGUGAAGGAGUCUCAUUGAGCCCUCUGCUGGUUGUCUCUAGGUAUUACAGGGAUCCUGAUGAGCGCCGCAGGACUUCCUGUCUGUCUGACCCGCCCUCCCAAGCUGGUGCUCCACCCCCCGCCCGUCAGCAAGAGUGACAUAAAGCCUGUCCCCGGCCUCGGCCACUGCUGCCGCAAGACCACCAAGAAGCAGGCCCGCAAAGGUGGGUGUAGCGCUUACACACACACCCCAGCAUAGGAAAUUUGGGUCACAGUGAUUCAUUCACUAACACUUGUCUCUUUUGUCCCUUUCUCUCAGGCAAGACCCCUGAGGAAGUAGUGAAGAGGUACCUUCAGAAGGUCCGCAACCCCCCAGAGGAGGACUGCACUAUCUGCAUGGAGGCCCUGGCUGGGCCCUCGGGCUACAAGGGUCCCGGAGUUGGGGGCAUCCAGCGGGCAGAGUCGGUUGGUCGCCUGGCCCAGUGUGGGCACCAGUACCACCUGCAGUGCUUGGUGGCCAUGUACAACAACGGCAACAAGGAUGGCAGCCUACAGUGCCCUACCUGCAAGACCAUCUACGGCGUGAAGACGGGCAACCAGCCACCCGGCAAGAUGGAGUACCACAUCAUCCCCCACUCGCUGCCCGGCCACCCUGACUGCAAGACCAUCCGCAUCAUCUACAACAUCCCCCCCGGCAUCCAGGUAACAGCCUUACUGCCCAUCCACAUACUACACACAUCUGAUGUACUGUAAAUACAAGAUGAUGGGCAUUCUUAUUAAUUCACUCCUUCGUACAUAGUUAGAAUUCUCCCAUUGACUGUGCAUGAUUAUUCAUAUACAAAUCCCUUUCACCCUUUCCAAGGGGCCUGAGCACCCGAAUCCAGGCAAGCCAUUCACCGCCCGGGGAUUCCCCCGACACUGCUACCUCCCUGAUAGCGAGAAGGGACGUAAGGUAAACACCAGCUGACUUCCUGUUUACUAGUUUGUACUGGUUUGCUGUAGAUGAAAUGACUGGGUUGUGUAGCGAACUAGCUCUCUUUCUCUCUCCCUCUCUCUCUCUUUCCAUACCUUUCUUUCAUUCUUUCUUCUUUUUCUAGGUACUGAAGCUGCUGCUGGUGGCGUGGGACCGCCGACUCAUCUUCUCGGUGGGCACGUCCAGCACCACGGGCGAGUCGGACACGGUCAUCUGGAACGAAGUGCACCAUAAGACUGAGUUUGGCUCCAACCUGACAGGCCAUGGCUACCCCGACCCCGGCCACCUGGACAACGUGCUGGAGGAGCUUAAGGCCCAGGGGAUCACAGAGGAGGAGUGCCUACCCAGAGAC